UCCGAAUUAAUAAAAAUAAAUUCAAUGUAAUUUUUUGCCGAACAGUAAAAAAAAAUGUAAAAGAAAGGGAUAUAUUGUUGUUAGUAUCUUCCUCUUUUAAAAAAAUCAAAUAGAUUAUUUGCUUUUCUACAUGAUUUUUUAAAGGACCAACAUACUUUUGAAAGGAAUAUUUUGUGAACGAAAUAACAAAAUUGUUACAAAGGCCACGUAAACAUUUAAUGGCCUUGACCUUAAAGAUGGCUGCCACCGGUACACGUUCUCGCACAGGACUGAUUAUUGUGUCAGUAUGGAUGUUCUGUUUAUAUUUUACUAUCGUGUUGGCACACGGACAUGGCCACAGCCAUGAUCAUGGCCACUCACACGAAGAACCAGCGUCCUUCAGAUACAGCAAAGAAGCUAACGAAGCAGCUGACAAAGAUAGCAAAGAGGGACACGGACAUGGUCACGCCCAUGGGGGGCACGGGCACUCGCAUGACGGGCACGGCCAUGCUCAUGGACAUGGUCAUGCUCACGGAGGCCAUGGUCAUUCACAUGAUGACCAUGACCAUUUUCAUGGCCACUCUCAUGAACAUGAUGGACAACCAUCAAGCAAAUCUGAAUUUUCUGUGGACCACAUGGACACUGUUUGGAAACAUGGUGACGCUAAGAAAUCUUCAAGGAAAGAAGCUGAUGUUUGGUUGUGGGUGCAAGCUUUAGCAGCAACGCUGUUCAUUAGUGUUUCUCCAAUCGUCAUAUUAUUGUUUGUUCCCAUUGAAAAUGCUAAUGACCCAAAACACCAAAACUUGCUGAAGAUUUUACUCAGUUUUGCCUCAGGAGGACUACUUGGUGAUGCUUUUCUUCAUCUGAUUCCUCAUGCUGUCUCCCCCCACUCACAUGGAGGAGAGGAGCAUAGUCACUCUCAUUCCCACAGCCAUAGUCACGGGGACCAUGAUCAUUCUCAUGAUAUGUCUGUCGGUCUGUGGGUGUUGGCUGGAAUCAUUGCUUUCCUGUGUGUGGAGAAAUUUGUCCGAAUUGUGAAAGGAGGUCAUGGACACAGUCAUUCUCAAGGCCACAGUCACAGCGAGGUGUCAAAGAAGGAGGAUAAAAAGACUGAGAAGAAAGCAAAGGAGACCAAUGAUAACAAAAAGGACACGGAAAAGAAGACCGAGGAAGAGACGAGUGACAAAGAAAAGGAGAAAGAAUCAAAGUCAGAUGAGAAGAGUGACUCUAAGAAAAGUGAGGCUGUAAAGAAAGAAAAAGGAGAGGAGGAAAAUAAAGAAAAGGACAAGAAGGAGAAAGAAAAGAAAGAAGAGAAAAGCUCUGAAGCAGAGACAGAAGAGGACAUUAAAGUAGCAGGGUACCUGAACUUAGCAGCUGACUUUGCCCACAACUUUACAGAUGGUCUCGCCAUAGGGGCCUCUUUUCUUGUGGGACAGGGACUUGGGAUCAUCACCACGGCAACAGUAUUCUUGCACGAGAUUCCGCAUGAGAUAGGUGACUUCGCCAUCUUAGUGCAAUCAGGCUGUUCAAAGAAAAAGGCAAUGAAGCUCCAGUUUACAACUGCCAUUGGUGCUAUGCUGGGGACUGUGUGCAGUCUGAUGGCACAGGGUAUAGGGGAUGCUGCCACACUCUGGAUCUUACCUUUCACUGCGGGGGGAUUCAUUUACAUUGCCACUGUCUCUGUCAUUCCGGAACUUCUAGAAGAUACUAAACUAGGGCAGUCUGUAAAGGAAAUAGCUGCCCUGCUUGUUGGUGUUUACAUGAUGGUUGUGAUAGGACAGUUUGAGUAAUUUUUUUGUUUUACAAGAAUGCACAUGUAUAUAGGUACUUGUUACUUACCGUUUGUCCUGCUUUUUAUUUUCAGAACAUCAUUUGAUAAAGUUUUAUCAUACUGUGGGAGUACAUGACACAGGUAUCAUGAAAGCUUAACUAGUUUCAGUUCCUGUUAUGUAUAGGUUAAUGGGGCCAAUGCUGGAAUAAUUAUCAUUGGUACUAUGAAAGGGUCACAUUCAAAUUACAUGUCUAGUGUUUUAAAGAACCGUUUUGUAUUAAUCUGAACACUGUUUUUUCCAUGUAAUGCUAAGAUUAUAGCAUUGAGAAGAAGAAUCUGUUUUUGAAAUUCAAAGAUACAUUGCAUGGUUUGAACGUUGUACUCAACCACCCUGAUACAAAAAAAGAUUGUUACAACAAAUCCCAGAGGACGGUAGAAUUUAUGUCCUUUUAUCCAUACAGAACCUAAUUGUCCAUAUUCUAACUAAUUAAUUUCAAGACAGGGGAUGGGUUGAAAUUUUUUUCUAUUUCACCCUUAAACAGACAAUCGAAAACCCUGAACUCAAAAUAUUUCAUUGGGGUUUUUUUUCCACAAAAAAUUAUAUUUUUCAUGUAGUGUAAAUUUUUGUAUAUGCUUUAUCGCAAUCUUUGUAAAAAAAAAAUGUAUAGUGGUUUUUUUUUCCACGGAUGUAAAAUUUGGCAAUUUUCCAGCUCAAGGGUAUACAAAUAAUUUUAGCAGAAUAUAUUUCGGUGGACAUAGGGUUUCAAAACAUAAAAUUUAUAAGCAGUGUACUGUUAAUACAUGUAACUUACUUUAAAGAAAAAAAGUUUUACUGUCAUCAAAAACAACUGACACAAAUAAAGCUAGUUUACCUAGUGCUACAUACCAACUGCUAGACAGAGUUAUCUUUCUUGCAAAAAUAUGUAUUAUGAUUGUAGACACAGUUAGCUAUUUUUAAUUUGACAGAAUGUUAUCAAGCAGUUAAAAUAAGCCAAAAUAAUCACCCCAUGAAAAAACCUGCUGAGGAUUCAUCGUCACUGCAUAAUAUUGUGUAUAUCUAGCUUCCCCGGGCCCCUCUCCACAUUUCCUGUCUACCAACUUAGGGGGUCAAAAUGAUGAGUUAGAAAGGGGAUACAAACAAUAUUUUAAUGUAGACCAAACAAAUUCUGUUAACCCACAUUGGAUUGCAUAACUAUUCUCGGUUCAUUAAACAGUCACAUGGUCACUCUGUCCGAGAUUGUUUAAGGAAUCAUUUAACAAAACUUUUAAAAAUUCACCAUGCCCAUACCAAAGUAUUAUGAAAAUCUGUACCCUGAUAUUUAUAACAACUUUGUUCUGACUGUAAAUUCAAUUUGUGUACUUCACUAUUCAAAUGCAUGUGUCUUGUGAAUGCUGGUGUUUGAAUGACUGAUGAAAAUGUUCCUUUCGUGUGCUGCUGUAAAUGCUAUUGGUUGUCUAGUCAUCAAAUUAUAUACACAACUUAACAAGUAUGAAAAAUGACAUACAUGUACAUAGUAAUAUUAUAUUGAACUUCCUGGAAGGAGGAACUGAUGUGUUGGCAGAAUGUGUAGCUAUGUUUAUUGCAGUGUAUCUCUUUAGAGUGUAUGUGAUUUAACUUAUGCAUGGUUUGUAUGUACAUGUAUAUGCACUUUUAAAUACCACGUGCCAUAACUAUCCAGAUCAAAAAACUUCUCCUCAACUAAUGAAGUAUUACACAUAUACAAUCACAACCUUUUAGGCCUUUCCAAAAUGCAGGAAAACAAUCUCCUGUGCAUGUUAUAAUAACCUCGGUUUUUUUGGUAGUCUUUUUUGGAAAAUGCAACCAUAGCUAGGAACUGUCAUGUUACUAUUAUGCUGGCUAAUUCCUAAAUGCAUGUACAUUGUGUCAAACCAACUGUCAAUGACAGGCAUUAUAUAAAAAUGACAAUGGCUAACAUUUUCCAUCUUGUACAGAUUUCUUAUUAAUCAAUAAAACAUGCUUAUGGCAAAGUGUUGGCCAAUAGGGAUGAACAAUUUUGAUUUGUUAUAUCCAAUGAGUUCAUAAUGUUUUGAAACCACAGGGAAUAAAAAUCACUUCACAGUAAGCAUGAAUGUAUGUGUUCACUGUAAUCAUGUUUUAUGGUAUCUGGAGAUUGUAAUACAUUUAAACCUACAUUAUGUGACAUUCUAUUUUUGUCUGAUGCAGGUAUGUACAUGUACUCUCAAAACCGGAAAGAAUAUCAAACUAUAACCUAAUAAUAGUACAUUUCUUACUCUCAAAAAUAGGUGAAUUUUGUGAGUAUGAAGAGAAGACUUCAAAAUAUGAGAAGAUAAUUACAGGGAUGGGAGGGGGGUUGCUUUUUAUAAUAAAUGUUAUUCCUCCUGCUUUUAAUAUCUUUCUCACUCAUCAAUUAGUACAUAUUGGAUAGGUUUUAGAGUGUUCAGUGGAUGUGGAGAUAAAUAUCUUUUGAUUAUUGUAUACACCACUAUGGUGAGACUUCGAAUUUAAUUCAUUAUUUAUUGUCACACUGGUGCUUUACGUGAGUGAUAUCAAUGGUCAUUGUAUUAUUGAUAGUUUAAAAGAAGGCAGAAUGUAUGACUUUAUGAAUGUGAAUGAUGAAGAUGUCAUUUUUUGUUUCUAAUAAAACUGGUGACAGGU
Messenger RNA from Ostrea edulis (European flat oyster), 4388 nucleotides. Its product is annotated as zinc transporter Slc39a7-like. Gene Ontology annotation, biological process: intracellular zinc ion homeostasis; zinc ion transmembrane transport. Lineage: Eukaryota; Metazoa; Mollusca; Bivalvia; Ostreida; Ostreidae. Bases 219 to 1769 code for a protein of 516 amino acids. The record is from RefSeq and is a predicted model, not a curated record. The transcript is spliced from 3 exons. Gene Ontology annotation, molecular function: zinc ion transmembrane transporter activity. Gene Ontology annotation, cellular component: membrane.